AUGCUAGAAGAAAAUAUUAAAGAAAGAGCUGAAAAUUUAAUGGGAUCAAUGACUGGUGCUCCUAAAUUACAUAAUGUUAAUGAUCCAAAUACUCCUAAUAACCAUAGGUGUGGUGCCCAUUUCAGUGUUGUCAUUAGAACAGUUAUUAUUUGUGAUGAAAAAGAUCUUUCAAACCCAGAAAUGGGAUGGCAAGAAGUUUUAUUAAAAUUGCAAUAUAACAAAGUUUGA
This is a messenger RNA of Entrophospora sp. SA101, 228 nucleotides long. Lineage: Eukaryota; Fungi; Glomeromycota; Glomeromycetes; Entrophosporales; Entrophosporaceae. The record is from the annotation of a GenBank genome assembly.